GGCGCACCGGGCGCGGCCUGAUUGGUCGGCGGGGGCUCUUGUGAGGCGACCGAGAGCGGGUCUUGUUCUUCGGAGGUACUUUUGGUGGCCGCCGCCGUUUGAGGCGAGGCCGAAGCGAAGGAAGGAAGGAAGGAGGAGGCAGGCGACGCCGCCGCCGCCGCCGCCGCCGCAGGGGGAGGAACGGAGGGAGGCAAGAGGGAGGCGCCGCUGCCUCCUCCUCCGGGCUUCCUCCUUCCCUGGCUCCUGGGCGGAUGCUUCGCGGGUAAGAGGAGGAGAAGGAGGAGGAGGAGGAAGGCAGGUGGCGGCGUCGGCGGGGCCCGCUCCGGGCGAAGAUGGUGCUGCUGAGGGUCGUGGUGGUGCUCUGCUCCUGGGCCGCCGGAGCCGGAGGUCAAUAUGGGAACCCUCUAAAUAAAUACAUAAGACAUUAUGAAGGACUGUCAUAUGAUGUGGAUUUAUUACACCAAAAACACCAGCGUGCCAAAAGAGCCGUGUCUCAUGAAGACCAAUUUUUGCGCUUAGAUUUUCAUGCUCAUGGGAGGCAUUUUAAUCUUAGAAUGAAGAGAGAUAUGUCCCUCUUUAGUGAUGACUUCAAGAUAGAGAUGUCAGAUAAAGUAAUUGAUUAUGAUACCUCCCAUAUUUAUACUGGGCACAUUUAUGGUGAACAGGGAAGCUUUAGCCAUGGAUCUGUUGUUGAUGGAAGAUUUGAAGGAUUCAUCAAGACUCACAGUGGAACCUUCUAUAUUGAGCCAGCAGAAAGAUAUAUUAAGGACAAAACUCUGCCUUUUCAUUCAGUCAUGUACCAUGAAGAUGACAUUCGAUAUCCACAUAAAUAUGGACCACAGGGGGGUUGUGCAGAUCAUUCCGUCUUUGAAAGAAUGCAGAAGUACCAAAUGACUGGUGUAGAAGAGCCAACGAACCAGCAACUGUCAGAAGAGCACACCAAUCAUGGCCCAGAGUUGUUGAGAAGAAAACGAGCUGCCCAAGCUGAGAAGAACACUUGUCAACUCUAUAUUCAGACGGACCAUCUCUUCUUUAGAUAUUAUGGAACAAGAGAAGCUGUGAUUGCACAGAUAUCCAGCCAUGUUAAAGCUAUUGACACAAUUUACCAGUCAACAGAUUUCUCAGGAAUCCGAAACAUCAGUUUUAUGGUGAAAAGAAUAAGAAUCAACACUACUCAAGAUGACAAAGACCCUUCUAAUCCCUUCCGAUUUCCAAACAUUGGUGUGGAGAAGUUUCUGGAACUCAAUUCUGAACAGAAUCACGAUGACUAUUGCUUGGCCUAUGUGUUUACUGAUCGUGACUUUGAUGAUGGAGUCCUUGGCUUGGCCUGGGUUGGAGCGCCUUCAGGGAGCUCCGGUGGUAUAUGUGAAAAGAGCAAACUUUAUUCUGAUGGCAAAAAGAAAUCCUUAAAUACUGGCAUCAUCACCGUUCAGAACUAUGGCUCCCACGUCCCUCCUAAGGUCUCUCACAUCACCUUUGCGCAUGAAGUGGGCCAUAAUUUUGGUUCUCCGCAUGAUUCUGGAACUGAAUGCACUCCAGGAGAGUCUAAAAACCUGGGACAAAAAGAAAAUGGCAAUUACAUCAUGUAUGCAAGAGCAACAUCUGGAGACAAACUUAACAACAACAAAUUCUCUAACUGUAGUAUUAGAAAUAUCAGUCAAGUUCUGGAAAAAAAGAGAAAUAAUUGUUUUGUUGAAUCCGGUCAGCCCAUCUGUGGGAACGGACUGGUUGAGCAAGGAGAGCAGUGUGACUGCGGCUACAGCGACCAAUGUAAGGACGAGUGCUGCUAUGAUGCAAACCAGGCAGAAGAUAAGAAAUGCAAGCUAAGGCCAGGGAAGAACUGCAGUCCCAGCCAAGGCCCCUGUUGUACGCCGUAUUGUGUAUUCAAGGGUUCAGGGGCAAAGUGCCGGAAUGAUUCUGAGUGUGCGGAGGAAGGAAGGUGCAACGGAACGUCUUCUUUCUGUCCAACAUCUGCACCUAAGCCUAACUUGACAGAGUGCAACAGAAACACACAAGUUUGCAUAAAUGGCCAAUGUGCCGGCUCCAUCUGUGAGAGGUAUCGUUUGGAGGAAUGUACAUGUGCUAGCACUGAUGCCAAGGACGACAAAGAGUUAUGCCACGUCUGUUGCAUGGAAAAAAUGCGUCCAGAGACAUGUGCAAGUACAGGCUCUGAUGCCUGGAAGGAAUACUUCAACCACAAAACCAUUACGCUACAGCCUGGGUCACCCUGCAAUGAUUUCAAGGGUUACUGUGAUGUCUUCAUGAGGUGCCGGUUGGUGGAUGCUGACGGUCCCCUGGCCAGACUAAAGAAGGCCAUUUUCAAUCCAGAGCUGUAUGAAAACAUUGCGGAGUGGAUAGUGGCGCACUGGUGGGCCGUUCUGCUGAUGGGGAUUGCCUUGAUCAUGCUGAUGGCCGGUUUCAUUAAGAUAUGCAGCGUCCAUACCCCAAGCAGCAACCCAAAGUUGCCACCACCUAAACCACUGCCAGGCACUCUGAAGCGACGAAGACCGCCCCAGACGGCCCAGCCGCCUCCACGCCAGAGGCCCCGAGAGAGCUAUCAGAUGGGACACAUGAGACGUUAAGUGCUGAUAUUUUUCUUUUUCUUUUCUUUUUUCUUUUUGCCUUGGUUCUUCCUAGUGCCUACAGUGGGAAAAUUUCGCUCCAAAGAAAACCUAUACUAAGUCAUUAUUGUCCCUGGUCUAACUUUCAACUAAAAAAAGGAGGAGGAGGAGGAGGAGAAGAAGAAGAAGAAGAAGAGGGGGAAGUAAAGGCCAAGUUGUGAAAUUCUUGACCCAAGUGGAGAGGUCUGACAGUGGCAUUUUGCUGCCCGAGGGAGAAGCCUCUGAACUCGUGGCAGCUUCUUUUUUUGGAACAAUCUGCAUUCCGCCCCCCGCCCCCCUUCCGCUCUUCGUUGUUGCCUUUUCUUCUUCACUUGCAGGCAAAUAGGAUUCUUGUGAAAAUCCUCUUCCACACAACCUAAAGUUUAUAUUUUUCAACUGUCAAGGCUAGGAAGCUAGACCGCCUCAGCAUUGGAGACAUUACUUUUGCCAAUGUACAUAAAAUGGUAAUAUGCAGACAUUGUUAUUUCUAAUGUACACCUGUACUUUUUUUCUGUGUGCAAUUGUAAAACAAGAAAAGAAUUGCAAUAUGGAUGUUUUCUUUGUAUGAUAAACCUUUUAUGCUCUUAAUGAAGAAAUUUACUGUUUAAUUGACAUACUCAGGAUAACAGAGGUUGAUGGUGUCCAGGAUUCUGAAAUGCUUUACGCAGGAAUUGUGAAUCACAUCAAGUCCUUUUUUAAAAAAACAAACUAACAAAUUGUAUCUAUCUUACGUCAGAAAUUACUGCAAAUGCACGCUCUGGAUGCAAGAACCCUCCUCCUUCUCCCCUAAACGCUUCUCCUGCACAAGCCCCACUAAAACAAAUGACGUCUUGCUCUGAUCCGAGGGAGGCUUGUGCAGGAUUCCUUCCCUUUGGAUCAUGCUCUUCCGUCUCAUUUCAUGCCAUUGCUGACCUGGGAAAGACACACGCCAGAAUGUGACUUAGGAGAAGAGCUCACAGCAUAAGUAUUUUUAAAAACGAGGCUUUGUUUUUACAAAAAAGAACUCCCCACAUCUUUGCCUAUUAUUCGGUUAUAUGUUCAACUAUAUUUUCUUUUGGUUCAUGCUUUGGUAGAAAGAUAAGUCUGUAUUAUAUUUUUCUCAGAAGGUUGCAGCUGGCUUUCUUUUGAUACGCUCUGAUAGUCUUAAUGUGUGGUAAUUAGGUUUCCCAAUUCUGACCAAUUUGGGAGAGAUGAAAAGCUCUGUAUGUGUUAAUGUUUUCCUUCCUUCCUUUCUUUUUAACUUAAGUUACUCCAAGUACUUUUUCAGCAUGAUACUGUUUUUUAAGGACAACCACUAAAGUCAAAAGUCGACUACUGUGGCUGCUGUUGUCGUUGUUGCGUUACUUGUGUGGCUGGCAAAUGUCUGUGAACAACAGCCCUUACAAGGGGUAGGGGAGCUCAACGGCACAACAGCCCAAAGCUUUUACUACAAGUGUAUAUAAUUGGCAUUUUUAAAAAAGAGGGCGAAGAAGAAAUAGCGAAAGCAAUGUCACAAUACACUUAACUGCUAUGCAGGAAAUGGGAGAGGGCAUUAUUGUGGGCCUGCCAUACGCGGCUUCUGUUUUUCCAAAAUUAGGAAACCAACGGCUGUAAAAAGAGAUUUCUGGCUUUGCUAAUGAAUCAGAUUUGACUAAAGGUUUGGCCAGGACAGUUUUCCUUUUUUUAGAAAAAGAAAAUCUUUUUUGCCCAGGGUUGGGGGGGGGCAAACAUGUUUGUUUUCUUUUGUUUUCCAAGAGUAUAAGGUUUACACACAUUCUUACAAAUGUGAGGCAAGCCAGCAAGGCCAAAAAUGUUUUAAAAAAAAGAAUAUAAUGGGAUCUCUUCCUUGUAAAACUUGUACAGUAUGUGGCGACUUUUUUCAAAAUACAGCUUUUUUGUACAUGGUUUAGAGACAAAUUUUGUACAUGAACCCUCUGCCCCCCACCCCCAAACCAAUAGACUUAUAAAUAAUUCUGAAGGAUCUUAACUAGUUAGAAAUCUCUGUAGCUGCUUUUAAACCAUUAAAAAAAGAACAUUUGGGGGGGGGGUUGUAGUUUUUUUUCUCUCCUUCAAGCUGCACAGAGAUGGGAAGCUAGGUUUGCAUUUCUAAAAUGGUGGCUUUUAUUCUGCAAGAGAUCUUAGUAACCUCUCGAGUGUGGUAGAUCUUGGAACAUGUAAAUUCUUUGCUUGUAAUGUUAUCCUGUGGCUUGGGUGUUUGGCAGGGAGCUGGACACCUUCUUUUUGGGGGUUUUUGUUUUGGUUUUGUUUUUUAAAAUUUUGGGUCUAGGUUUAAUGUUUAUUCUGCAAAGAGGAAAAAAAGUGCACUGAACUCUCCACUACAAGUCAAGAUGUGGUAAAACGAAAAAUAUCAAGGCAAAUUGCGAUCUAAUACUACUGUCAGUUUAAUGUCCACUGUGUUUUAUACAGUAUCUUUCUUUUUGUUCACUUUGGAAAUUUUUACUAAAAAGUUGCAAAAAUAAAAUAAAAUAAAGUAUUGUGCAAACAAAUGUAAGUUUUUUUGAAACUUGAAAUGCAUUAAUAAAUAGACCUGAUGAAACAGA
Sceloporus undulatus (fence lizard) is the source of this 5140-nucleotide messenger RNA. It is a transcript of the gene ADAM10, whose product is annotated as ADAM metallopeptidase domain 10. Gene Ontology annotation, cellular component: plasma membrane; synaptic membrane. The coding region runs from base 333 to 2582 and encodes 749 amino acids. Gene Ontology annotation, biological process: Notch signaling pathway; membrane protein ectodomain proteolysis. The record is from RefSeq and is a predicted model, not a curated record. Gene Ontology annotation, molecular function: metalloendopeptidase activity involved in amyloid precursor protein catabolic process. The transcript is spliced from 16 exons. Lineage: Eukaryota; Metazoa; Chordata; Lepidosauria; Squamata; Phrynosomatidae.